Molecule: messenger RNA, 1443 nt
Organism: Necator americanus (New World hookworm)
Lineage: Eukaryota; Metazoa; Nematoda; Chromadorea; Rhabditida; Ancylostomatidae
Exons: 14
Coding region: 1-1443 (480 amino acids)
Biological process (GO): monosaccharide transmembrane transport
Cellular component (GO): membrane
Molecular function (GO): hexose transmembrane transporter activity
Source: RefSeq, a predicted model, not a curated record
AUGAAAUCAGGCGAUGUUUCUAUUCGUGUAUCAUCUAGUGCGUCUAUUUGUCCCUCAGCUUCGCCAAAUCUUCGUCUUGCGCUUGUCGUUCUCAGUAUUGGAGUGGCUAGUCAUUUUAUGCUUUUCCUGGACAGUGUUAUGGAUAAUUUAUUACCAGCAGCAAAGCCUUUUCUAUUAACGGUCUACAAAAAUAAAGAAGAUGCUGACAUUGCAUGGGAAAUAAUGGUCUCGUCACGAAUUUACGGACUUGCAUUCGGGUGCUUUGCUUCCAUAUUUCUGUCUAGACAACGAGGUCGCAAAUUUCCAGUUGUACUAGGUAGCGUGCUUGAUCUAGUCGGAAUUCUAUUAACACUUGUUACGGUUCACGUAAGAUUAGGUAUGGUAGCGGCCACAAUUGGUCGAUUUAUUAACGGAUGUGGACAGGGUAUUGUACAGACUGCCGGUUCGGUAAUGCUUGCAGAACUGCCUCCAACACAAAAACGAGGCAUUGCCUUAGCCACUCUUACCGUUUGGGCAUGUUUGGGUGAGCUCGCUGGUAUGGUAAUUUCUCUGGAAGAAUUCCUAGGAAAACCGUCAACAUGGUAUCUUGCAAUGGGAGUGCCACUUAUUCCUCUCGUACCUGCUUUGUUCAUACUUGCCCGUGCACCUGAGAGCCUUCGGUAUUUCUUCCUGGAGAAUCGUGAAGAUGAAUCAAGGAAAGCGUUACUCUUUUACCAAAAAGGAAAUGGGAUUGACGAAAACGGAAAUCGAAAGAAAUCGGACGAAACAGCAAAGGUCGAUGAUGAUAAGUCAACACUUACGUUCGCUAAGGACAGAUUUAAGAACGGCCAAUUUAUAAGACCACUACUCCUAGCACUAUUCGUUCAAAGUUUCGUCCACCUUGAUGACUGGCUCUGGAUUUCUUAUUCAACUCAUAUUUUUGGCAAAUUUGGAAUGACAAUGGGGAAUGCACAACGUGCCUCGUUAUUUAUGUCACUUCCUCAAGCGUUUAUCAGUAUAGGUCUUUUAGCGUGCUUUGAGAAUUUUACAAGACGAUCCUUACUGCUUGUCCCAACCAUGUUUAGUGUAGUUAUUGGGAUGUGCGCUAUUAUUUCUGUUAAUUUUGGAAGAGCUGACUUCCCGAUAGCAGCCACGUUAGCUAUUCUGGCAGCUAUGGAUCUGUCUGCGGCAGCAAUUAGUGGUGAAAGCGCAUACGCUAUUGUUCCGGAACUUUUCCUUCCAAAUGACAAAAUCCUCGGUACAGCUAUAGUCGGAAUUGUUCAGAAUGUCUUUGGCGGUAUAUUAACAGCCAUUUUACUGACCGCUGUAAACAAGAUUGGAACGACGAUGGUGCUGAUUCCUUUUAUCACUAUGAAUAUGUUGUAUGUGGCUAUAAAUUACAAAUAUCUUCCAGAAACUUCGCAGAAGACAGCUCAUGCAAGAAGUAUCCGAGAAUUUCUCUAA